AUGGGGAGAGGAAAGAAGCAAAGGAGGUGGAGGAAAAGGUUUGCCAUGACACCAUCGCCAUCGUUACUACCCAAUAACAUGCUACUGACUCUCAUCAUCCUCCCCAUCACUAUCACCAUCACCAUCACCAUCACCAUCACCAUCACCAUCAUAAUCAUAAUCACCUGCCAGCAUGUUCAAUCCGUCCUGCGAGUAAGUUGGAAUGAGACAACCCAACGUCACCUCCUCCCUCCCAUCCACCCCCUCUUCCUGCACCCCGCGAAUCGUGCCGCCAUCCCCGCCGUGCUCAGCGCCGUUAUUUCCGAUCCCCCUGCUUUGCCCACCGCCUCUUGCGCUGGUGGCUUUUCCCCAAACGACUCUAGUAUCUACUCGCGCUUCCGCCUCUCGCGCUCCGAUCUCUCGAAGCAUAAUGUCUGCGGCCUUCGCCUGCUCUGGAGGUACCGUCCCUUCCCGUAA
This is a messenger RNA of Closterium sp. Yama58-4, 456 nucleotides long. The record is from the annotation of a GenBank genome assembly. Lineage: Eukaryota; Viridiplantae; Streptophyta; Zygnematophyceae; Desmidiales; Closteriaceae.